CUCUCCGAGCCUGCGCCUACCUGCCAGGCGCGGCCUCCCGCUGUCUUUCCCGCCGCGCGGCGCCUCCUCCAGGCCCCAGCACGCUGUGCCAACCCCGUGGCCACCGCUGCCCCUGCCGGGACCGAGAUUUUAUCCUGAUGGCUGACUCUAAACCACUCCUCUCCCUUGAUGGGGACCCUGUGGCUGCAGAAGCCUUGCUCCGGGAUGUGUUUGGUAUUAUUAUGGAUGAGGUCAUUCGGAAAGGGACCAGUGCCUCUGAGAAGGUCUGUGAGUGGAAGGAGCCGGAGGAGCUGAAGCAGCUGCUGGAUUUGGAGCUGCGGAGCCAGGGGGAGUCACAGGAGCAGAUUCUGGAGCGGUGCCGGGCUGUGAUCUGCUACAGCGUGAAGACCUGUCACCCUCACUUCUUCAACCAGCUCUUCUCAGGGCUGGAUCCCCAUGCUCUGGCUGGGCGCAUUGUCACCGAGAGCCUCAACACCAGCCAGUACACUUAUGAAAUUGCCCCCGUGUUCGUACUCAUGGAAGAAGAGGUGCUGAAGAAACUCCGGGCCUUGGUGGGCUGGGGCUCUGGGGAUGGAGUCUUCUGCCCUGGUGGUUCCAUCUCCAACAUGUAUGCUGUGAACUUGGCCCGCUAUCAGCGCUACCCAGAUUGCAAGCAAAGAGGCCUCUGGGCACUGCCGCCUCUGGCCCUCUUCACAUCAAAGGAGAGUCAUUACUCCAUCAAGAAGGCAGCUGCUUUUCUGGGACUUGGCACCGACAGUGUCCGAGUAGUCAAGGCAGAUGAGAGAGGGAAAAUGAUCCCUGACGAUCUGGAGAGGCAGAUCCAUAUGGCUGAGGCAGAGGGCACCGUGCCAUUCAUGGUCAGUGCCACAUCUGGCACUACUGUGCUGGGUGCCUUUGACCCCCUGGAGGCAAUUGCUGAUGUGUGCCAGCGUCAUGGACUGUGGCUGCAUGUGGAUGCUGCCUGGGGUGGGAGCGUCCUGCUGUCACAGACACAUAGACAUCUGCUGGAUGGCAUCCAAAGGGCUGACUCUGUGGCCUGGAAUCCUCACAAGCUCCUCGCAGCAGGCCUGCAGUGCUCAGCACUUCUCCUCCAGGACACCUCGAACCUCCUCAAGCACUGCCAUGGAUCCCAGGCCAGCUACCUCUUCCAGCAAGACAAGUUCUAUGACGUAGCUCUGGACACAGGAGACAAGGUGGUGCAGUGUGGCCGCCGUGUGGACUGUCUGAAGCUGUGGCUCAUGUGGAAGGCACAGGGCGGGCAAGGGCUGGAGCGGCGUGUCGACCAGGCCUUUGCCCUUGCCCGGUACCUGGUGGAGGAAAUGAAGAAGCGGGAAGGAUUUGAAUUGGUCAUGGAGCCUGAGUUCCUCAACGUGUGUUUCUGGUUCGUGCCCCCCAGCCUGCGGGGGAAGCAGGAGAGUCCGUAUUACAGUGAAAGGCUGGCUGAGGUGGCCCCAGUACUCAAGGAGCGCAUGGUGAAGGAGGGCUCCAUGAUGAUUGGCUACCAGCCCCACGGGACCCGGGGCAACUUUUUCCGCAUGGUCGUGGCCAACCCUGCGCUGACCCAGGCUGAUAUGGACUUUCUCCUCAAUGAGCUGGAAAGGCUGGGCCAGGAUCUCUGACCCCCCUCUUUCUGGCUGCUGACCUUGACACCCCACCUCACCCUCACUGUCUCCAUGUACCCUCCCUGUGAUGGCAAGAACAGCUCUUCUAGGAAACAAAGUGUUCUUAACAAUGUUUAUAUGCUUUAACCCACUAAUUCUCCUUUUAAAUAUUUGAUAAUUAGAAGAAUGUUUGAACUAUAGUAAAGCUAUAUGAUAGAAUGUUUUUCUGUCAUUAAAAUUAUAUUUACAAAGGAUUUUUAUUGAUAUGAGAAAAAAUCAGUAAGACUUCACAUAUAGUUAUAUCUGAGCUAUGUUUAAAAAUACAUAGGCAAAGACUGAUGAAAUGAAAUAUGCUGAAAUGUUAAUAGCUUUUCCCAGGAUGGGAUUAUAUUUAACAAUUUAAAAAUUAGCUUCUUUAUACCUUUUGGGCUUCCCCCUUUUAUUAUAUGAUGGGUAUGUAUUACAUUUGUAGUAGGAAAAUUAAAAAACUGAAAAUUCUACUAUA
Messenger RNA from Manis javanica (Malayan pangolin), 2106 nucleotides. It is a transcript of the gene CSAD, whose product is annotated as cysteine sulfinic acid decarboxylase. Gene Ontology annotation, molecular function: sulfinoalanine decarboxylase activity; pyridoxal phosphate binding. Gene Ontology annotation, cellular component: cytoplasm. Lineage: Eukaryota; Metazoa; Chordata; Mammalia; Pholidota; Manidae. The record is from RefSeq and is a predicted model, not a curated record. Gene Ontology annotation, biological process: carboxylic acid metabolic process; taurine biosynthetic process.